Oryza brachyantha (malo sina) is the source of this 1135-nucleotide messenger RNA. RefSeq names its product protein ASYMMETRIC LEAVES 2-like. The record is from RefSeq and is a predicted model, not a curated record. NCBI's taxonomy places the organism in Eukaryota, Viridiplantae, Streptophyta, Magnoliopsida, Poales, Poaceae. The transcript has 2 exons. The coding region runs from base 121 to 903 and encodes 260 amino acids.
CAUGUACAUGCAUUUCUCUCUCUCCUUGCUGUCUCGCGUCCUGUAUACAUACAUGCAAGCGACGCUUUGGAGCUCUUGCAGCUGAGUUGUAGCAGCGAUCGUCGUGCGCGGCGGUGCGACAUGACCGGCGGCGGCAGCGGCGCCGGCGCGUGCGCGGUGUGCAAGCACCAGCGGCGCAAGUGCGAGCCCAACUGCGAGCUGGCCGCCUACUUCCCGGCGAACAGGAUGAACGACUUCCGCGCGCUGCACCUCGUCUUCGGGGUGGCCAACCUCACCAAGCUCAUCAAGGCCAACGCGACGGAGGCGGCGCGCCGCCGCGCCGCCGAGACGCUCACGUGGGAGGCGCGUUGGCGGGAGCGCGACCCCUCCGAGGGGUGCUACCGCGAGGUCUCCUGCCUCCGCCGCGACAACGCCGUGCUCCGCGCCGAGAACGCCGCGCUCCGCCGCCAGGCCGAGCAGUGCGCCUGCUGCUGCGGUGGCGGCGCCGGCGCCGUCGCCGUCGCCAGGCACACCUCGUCGGCGGCGCUGCAGCACCACCACCAGCACCAGCUGCUGCUGGUCUCGGCGUACAACGGCAACGGCACCACCACCGCCAGGCCUGGCAGCGUGCCGCACAACGCCAGCAACGGCCGCGCCGUCGUGCCCGCCGGCUUCGCCGGCGUCCGCGGUGCCAACGGCAAUGGAGCGAUGUCCGUACGGCCGCCGCCUCUCGUGCAAGCUCCCCCGGCGACGCAGACCGUGACCGGCUUCGUCGCGCAGGACGAGCGCUACCGCGUCGUGUCUAUCUGCCCGGCGUCGAACGGAGGGAGCGGCGGCGGCGGCGGCGGUGGCGCCGCAGUGCCGAGGUCCGGCGCAGCUGUCAGAGGGCAGGGUGACUCUAGGGACAAGAGCGACGCGAGGUGAUAUGCCGACAGCAAAUGGCCUUUGGGUAAAGGCUCUGGUACGUUCAUCAGCAUCAGAGAUGAAUUUCAUGGUAUAAAAGUAGAUUUAAUUAAGUCAAGUCGCGACUUAGCAUGCUGAAAAAGUACAAAUUGAGUUCUAGGAAGCAGACUAGAAAGGCUCAAGCAAUAAUAUGCAUCAACAUAUCCCUUCGAUGUAUGGGGUUCUCAGACUAAUAAUGCUAUAUAUAUAUAUA